AUGGGCAACAUUAGUGGCACGAGGCUAGUCAAUGAUAGCAUCGCUGGAGAUGCAAAACUCUUCGGACAUGAGAUGACCCAGGAGGUCAACGAGAGAAAGCGACUCCACGCCAGUGACUAUAGUGGUAUGAAACGGCCCAUAUUCAUAGGGCAAGCCACCGAGAAUGUAAAGGAUGAGAUCGUCAUUGGAGACCGGACGAUCGGCAAUGGCAAGUUGAUGAGCCAUGGGAACAUUAGUGGUGGAAGAUUAGUCAAUGAUAGCAUCACUGGAGAUGCAAAACUCUUUGGACAUGAGAUGACCCAGGAGGUCAACGAGAGAAAGGACUCCAAGCGAAUGGCUAUGGUGGAGGUCAACGAGAGAAAGCGACUCCACGCCAGUGACUAUAGUGGUAUGAAAAGGCCCAUAUUCAUAGGGCAAGCCACCGAGAAUGUAAAGGAUGAGGUCGUCCUAGGAGCAACUAAUCUUGGCGUUGCCAAGCAAUGUACUCGGGGGUUAAUGGUAUUGGUGGAAUCAGAUGUUACAAAUUGA
Ilex paraguariensis (yerba mate) is the source of this 528-nucleotide messenger RNA. The record is from the annotation of a GenBank genome assembly. Lineage: Eukaryota; Viridiplantae; Streptophyta; Magnoliopsida; Aquifoliales; Aquifoliaceae.